GGGGGUGGUUGAGGAGGAAGCAAAAAAAGCAAGCGCUUGUGACUGAGCCGGCGGAGCUAGCGUGCUUGCUUUAACCUUAACACACAUUCACCAUGCACGCCAUGAUUUGAGGCUGCAAAAGGGAAAAGGUUUGCGAUAGCGUGCGCACGAGAGAGAGAGAGUCUCGAGGUGAGGAGAGUCGAAGUGGGAGCUGCCUCAAAUUGUCCGAAGGGGCAGCAUUUCUCCAUCUAGUUCCGGUUGCUCUACGCCGUAUGCCAUUUGGAACAGCAACAAUAGGUUGCCACCGUUUAGACAGGAGGAAUAUACUUUCAACGGACUAUCUCUCUCUCUCUUUCUCUCUCUCUCUUACUUACACACUCUCUGCCUCACAUACAAACACUCUCUCUUUUAAUGCAAGAUAAACAUGAGCUCCUAUUUUGUUAACCCUCUUUUCUCUAAGUACAAAGGUGGUGAGACGUUAGAGCCAACUUAUUACGACUGCAGGUUUCCACAGAGCGUUGCCCGAAGCCACACGCUGGUGUACGGACAUGGAGCAGCCGCGACGGGCUUCCAGCACCCGUCCCAUCACGUACAGGACUUUUUCCAUCACGGAACCACGGGUAUCUCCAAUCCGGGCUACCAGCAGAACCCCUGCGCCUUGGCGUGUCACGGCGACGCGACAAAAUUUUAUGGAUACGACGCUCUUCCGAGGCAAUCACUUUAUGGUACCCAGCAAGAGGCGAGCUUAGCGCAGUACCCAGACUGUAAAUCGUCCAGUAGCUCUAACCCCGGAGAAGGACAAGGCCACUUAAAUCAAAAUUCCUCUCCCAGCCUCAUGUUCCCAUGGAUGCGACCCCACGCCCCCGGGAGACGCAAUGGACGACAGACGUACAGCCGGUACCAGACUCUAGAGCUGGAGAAGGAGUUUCUCUUCAAUCCAUAUCUCACCCGCAAGCGGCGGAUCGAAGUAUCCCACGCGCUGAGCUUGACCGAACGGCAGGUGAAGAUCUGGUUUCAGAACCGGCGAAUGAAGUGGAAAAAGGAAAACAACAAAGACAAGUUUCCGGGCCAAAGAGGCGAGGCAGAGGCAGAGGCAGAUGCAGAGGCAGAAGAAGAGGGCAACGAGGACGGGGAGGCGGAAGAAGCAGAAGAAAAGGAAACGGAAGAGAAAGAGGAAAGCAAGGAGUGAUUUUAUGGUCGUUUUAUUGUUAUAUGGCAGAAAUAGAAGCUGUUAUAAACAUGGCCAUUGAAAGAGAAGACAUUUGAGACAAAAAGUGAAACGAAGCCCACAGAAUUAGUGUCCUAGUUUCCACAAAAAAGCACUCUCAGUCAACCCUGAAAGCUCUUUAAUAUCAACAUUUAAGAAAUUGUACUCUUAAGGGGCCUAAAAACUAUGCCAAAUUACAAACCUAUUAUUUUAAUUGGAAAGAUAAUGAUUUGUGGUUAUUGGAGUCAAUUGCAUUUAAUACUUGGCAAGAAGUUGUGAUUGUCAGUAAUAAUAUUUGACAAAAAAACGAGUAAAAAAUUCACGUCAAGAUCGUGUGCAAUAUGGCAUAUUAUCACGUUUUCCAGACUGUAAAGUCUUGUGUUGAUCUUGUACAUAGGAUUAGUACCAAUAUUUUAAUAAUCCCACUGUAAUCAAAACGAUCGAAGUUUGCAAAAUAAAAAAACAGUAUUUGGGUAAAACUUUCCAUCAGUAUUCCUCAGAUUUUAGAAAUGUGUAUCAAUAGUGCCAUUUAAUUUUAAAAAGAAACGGCAUUGACAAGUGUUGUGAUAUUUUUUCUGAAUUCCACGUAAUUAUCAAAUAGUACUUGUAGUUGAAUCUUAUGCUUUGUGGUGGAAAUAAGCAAGAUUGCGUUUUGUAAUUUUUGAUUAUUUUAUUGGGAUCAUGGAGAUUAGCAAUCGUUUGAAAAAAAUCUCCAGAUAAGCUACCUAAUCAUGGGGGAUUUGCAAUAUAGAUUUCUACCUAAAGAUUUCGUAAAAAAAAUCUUCUUUUCUAGUGUGAACUUAAGUUAUAUAAUUUUGCCCUUUGAAACACUUACGUUUCCCGAGCAUUCUUUUUUGGUCUUGGGAAGACUUAGCAAGCUCAGAGCCAAGCUUAUAAUUUCAAGAGAUUGUACCACAGCACUACCUAACUAGACAAAGCUUUGCCUACAAGAAAGGGUUUAUCCUGCAUAUCACAGAGCUGCUUUGUUUAUUAACAAUAAUAAUAAUAAUAAUAUUAAUAAUAAUAAUAAUAUUAGUAAUAAUAAUAAUAACAAACAGAUUUCCCCCAACAACUUAAACUGCCUACGGAAACCGCACAUUUGUGUGUAGAUUACCAUACUUGCUACAAUUACUACCCUACUUUAUUAAAGGAAAUGUUAUUUUAUCGUGCUGGUGUUAUAGCGUAGAUUUUAAAUUGCACUGAGUAUAACCUUCAUGUACGUCUUGUAAUAUCUUGCUGUUAUCAAUAUGCUCGUUUUAUGCUGUUUCUCAUGUGAAUAUAGACAGAACUGUGUGUGUACAUGCCAUUGUUGUUGACAUAAACAGAAGAAUAAAGAUGAUGGCACCAUC
Messenger RNA from Astyanax mexicanus (Mexican tetra), 2535 nucleotides. RefSeq names its product homeobox C8a (gene hoxc8a). NCBI's taxonomy places the organism in Eukaryota, Metazoa, Chordata, Actinopteri, Characiformes, Acestrorhamphidae. Gene Ontology annotation, cellular component: nucleus. Bases 404 to 1168 code for a protein of 254 amino acids. The transcript is spliced from 2 exons. Gene Ontology annotation, molecular function: DNA-binding transcription factor activity, RNA polymerase II-specific; RNA polymerase II transcription regulatory region sequence-specific DNA binding. Gene Ontology annotation, biological process: regulation of transcription by RNA polymerase II. The record is from RefSeq and is a predicted model, not a curated record.